Molecule: messenger RNA, 6096 nt
Organism: Gymnodraco acuticeps
Lineage: Eukaryota; Metazoa; Chordata; Actinopteri; Perciformes; Bathydraconidae
Gene: galnt13
Product: UDP-N-acetyl-alpha-D-galactosamine:polypeptide N-acetylgalactosaminyltransferase 13
Exons: 13
Coding region: 580-2313 (577 amino acids)
Cellular component (GO): Golgi apparatus
Source: RefSeq, a predicted model, not a curated record
UAGAUUGUGCUGAAUAUCAUCUCGCCUGUGCUGUUACUGCUACAUUAUUCAGUCAGAGAACAGGUGCGAACUAAGACGUUACGUUGCAUUGACCGCAUCAGCUUUGAAACACCUUGGGAAGAUUAAUGGAGACUGGUCGUGUUUGCCGGUUUACUGCGGCGCAACUAGGGACAGAUCAUAUCAGGGAGUCCAAACAGGUACCACGGGAGGCUUUAGCCUAUGGAAACCAUCACACUGCAUUGUGGACUACUCUUUACUGAGAUGGACUGUGGUUAGUGGCCGUUUCGAGACGUCAGUGUGCAAGAGCCAUUCACGCAGUUGAAUUUGGCCAUUAAGUGUUGGUGUAUAUUAGUUCAUGUUGUCUGCGUUCAACACGUUGCCUGAGAGCGAGCCUGGAACAGGUCACUGGUUCACUCCAUCCAUAAUUUAGGAUGACGCCUCUCGGUCAGACCUGCUCCGUCUCCUCCCUGUUUCCACACCCCGUCUCCAGAGUUCAAACGCUCCGUCAGCAGUCCUAGUGCUCCUGAGUGCUCGCUGCGACCCUUGUUCGGCUGUCCUGGUUGACGUCCCGGGGAGGUUAUGCGACGGUUUCUCUACUGUAAGGUGGUGCUGACCACCUCUCUAGUGUGGGUGCUGGUGGAUGUGUUCUUGCUGCUCUAUUUCAGCGAGUGUAACAAAUGUGAUGACAGGAAAGACCGCUCGCUGCUCCCGGCCCUGCGAGCGGCGAUAUCUCGGAGCCACGAGGGCCCAGGCGAAAUGGGCAAGGCAGUAAACAUUCCCAAGAACGACCAGGAGAAAAUGAAGGAGCUCUUUAAGAUUAACCAGUUCAACCUGAUGGCCAGCGACAUGAUCGCACUCAACAGGAGUCUGCCUGACGUGAGGCUGGACGGCUGUAAGACGAAGCUGUACCCAGACGACCUGCCGAACACCAGCAUUGUCAUCGUGUUUCACAACGAGGCGUGGAGCACCCUGCUGCGGACGGUUCACAGUGUCAUCAACCGCUCGCCCAGACAGCUGUUGGCGGAGAUCGUGCUUGUGGACGACGCCAGCGAGCGAGACUUCCUGAAGAAGAAGCUGGAGAACUAUGUGCGCACUCUGGAGGUGCCGGUGAGGAUCCUGAGGAUGGAGCAGCGUUCAGGUCUGAUCAGAGCCAGGCUCAGGGGAGCGGCCGCUACCAAAGGUCAGGUCAUCACCUUCCUGGACGCUCACUGCGAGUGUACUGUGGGCUGGCUGGAGCCCCUGCUGGCACGCAUCAAAGAAGACAGGACAGCAGUGGUGUGCCCUAUCAUCGAUGUCAUCAGCGACGAGACGUUUGAAUACAUGGCAGGCUCAGAUAUGACCUAUGGUGGAUUCAACUGGAAGCUGAAUUUCCGCUGGUACCCUGUUCCCCAGCGGGAGAUGGACCGGCGCAAGGGGGACAGAACACUGCCUGUCAGGACUCCCACCAUGGCAGGAGGAUUAUUCUGUAUAUACAAAACAUACUUUGAAGAAAUAGGAAGCUACGAUCCAGGGAUGGAUAUCUGGGGCGGAGAGAACCUGGAAAUGUCUUUCAGAAUCUGGCAGUGCGGGGGCUCAUUAGAAAUUGUAACAUGUUCACACGUGGGCCAUGUUUUCCGGAAGGCCACCCCAUACAGUUUUCCCGGAGGAACGGGCCAAGUCAUCAACAAGAACAACAGGCGCCUGGCGGAAGUAUGGAUGGAUGAUUUCAAAGAUUUCUUCUACAUCAUAUCGCCAGGCGUGAUGCGUGUGGACUACGGAGACGUUUCCUCCCGCAGAGACCUUCGCGAGGCCUUGAAGUGCAAACCGUUUUCCUGGUAUCUAGAGAACAUCUACCCAGACUCCCAGAUCCCGAGGAGAUACUACUCACUUGGUGAAAUCAGAAAUGUUGAGACCAACCAGUGUGUGGACAACAUGGGAAGAAAGGAGAACGAGAAAGUUGGCUUUUUCAACUGUCAUGGCAUGGGUGGAAACCAGAGGCCUCUUGUUUUUCAGGUGUUCUCUUACACGGCGGAUAAAGAAAUAAGGACAGACGACCUUUGUUUGGAUGUAUCCCGCCUCAAUGGACCUGUCGUCAUGCUCAAGUGUCACCACAUGAAGGGCAAUCAGAUGUUCGAGUAUGAUGCCGAGAAGCACACCUUCCUCCACAUCAUCACCCAAUCAUGUCUGACCAUCAGCCGCCUGGAGGACGGCACCUACGGCCCCACAGUGGAGUCCUGUAACGGCAGUCCCUUACAGGCCUGGAUCCUCCAUAACUACACACGUCAGGAAGUCGCUCAACACCUUUACUUCAGUCCCACUGAUUAUUUUCUCUAGCUGUAGGGCUUGAGGUGAGCAGCGACUCACCCUGCUGCACGUGAACAGCAACCAGUGUUUGGACAUGCCGUCAGAGGAGGACAAGAUGGUCCCCACCCUGAAAGACUGCAACGGCAGCCGCUCUCAGCAGUGGCUGCUCCGAAACAUGACCCUGAGUGUCUGACCCCUGUCUCACCUCCCCCCCCCGCCGCUCUGUCCUUAUCCUAACCAGCCUCUCCUCACCCCCGCCAGGUGGCUCCUACCACAGCACAACAUACGCCUCUUCCUGUAUAAACAAAUACAGAGAUCCAGGCAUCAGCGGCUUAUCUUCCAUUAUGGGGGCGUUUCCUUUCACAGCUAGCCGCAGGUGUCAGAGAAGCUGCACCUGCCGGUAAGGCGACAUGACGAGCCACGACUUUGGGGACCUCAUCAGGUCCGAGCCGGGAGAAAAGCUGUGUGAGGUCUGUGCAUGGAGAACAUUUGCGUCAAAGCACUCACACUGUGUCAAGACAGCUGCUAGCCUUGGGUCCACUGUGCUGCUCAGACUUAGCUUAGCUGUUGGACCAAAACAAAAAUAGAAGAGCAUUUAAAACAAGAAUCUAGCAAGGCACGUCUCUGUGAUGCACUGUAAAUGAAAUGACCUUCCUUGUGCUUUGUUCAAGACUGUUUCCAUGACUGCUGCUCAUUCUCUCUUCAUAUCAGUGUCUAAGGUACAUUCAAUAACAGAACGUGAUGUUGUUUAUAGAGCCGGGACCAAUACUGGAUUUGAGGAGUUGAAACCUAUCUUGAUAUUUGAGGGUUAAAGAAUCCAAUAAUGCUGUUGUGCAUUAAUAUUUGGUUUUAAAGGCGAGCUGAAAUUUGAAUUCUCAUCGUGAUGCAAGGACAUUACAUCAUAUAACUAUAUAAGGAUACUACAGCUUUUGUGUAUAUUUUUUCAUUUUAUAAAAAGAGGUAAAUAUUCUGGGGACAUACAUUUGUAGAAACAUUGUGUAGCUGGACGGGUGUGUCCCACGACAGCUGGGCACUGACAUUUGAGGGCCGGUAUCACACCUUCAGCGUCCAUGGCUGUGAGGAACUUCAUAAUUGUUGUUUUUAAAGAAGUUCAAAGUCAAACAAACACAAAGGAUACAUUUAAAAACAGUAUUAUUUUUGUUUGACUUUAAACUAAUGAAAAAAACGUUUUUUCAGCAUCCUUAAAUUAGGUUAUCUACGAAACAAACAAGGUUUACUUAUCAGUGCUCUCUAGUGUGCAUUACUAAAAUACCUCAAACAUAUCUUUUUAAUUUCUUACCCCGGUUUCCUCUUAUAAGCUGUCAUAUAGGCGGAUAAUAACAUAUGGAUUAGCUGAUAUCGGAGCCUUUUUUGGUGUUAUUAUAAGAUAGGGAAAACCUUUUCCAUUUUCCUUUGGUAUUCUGGCAACAUAGUGUAAAACAGACAGUAUGAGUCAGAUACAAACAAAUUAUUAAGCUAAAGAUUUUUAAACCGUCUUAAAUUUAAGAGAAUGCAACACAAGAGUGUAACUAUAACAUCCUCCCAGAUUAAUCAAAAGGUUCAAUUUAAGUGAAACGGGAACCACAAUAUGAAGAUGUGAAGCAGCACUUUGGGUCUGUUCGAAGUACAGUAAUUAAGAGUACAGUAUUAGAGACUCUGCUAUGAGUAGAAUAUACAUAAUUGCUUUUUGACUGAAUGUAAAUUUCCCCUAAAUAGUAACGACUGAGUUCUGAAACACUGUAACGGCUCAGUGUUAUCACAGCUAUCUGAAAACUUCAGUAAUGACAUUCUCAGAUUCCUGCUACCAAAAUCCUGAGGAAUCAUGAUGUCUUGGAGCAGGAUAGUUGCGUGUGCCUUUAGAAAGCUGUUUCAGUUAUUGGAUCAUUUGUUUCAGAAAACAUUUGAUUUACUUUGGUGAUUAAACAAAAAGAAUCUCAAAUAUUUUUCUUAAUUUCUAGCAAAAACAUGGAAAUUGAUAUUAAAUAACUGUCAUAUCUCAUGAAUACGUCACCUUCAUAUUAAUGCUCAAUCAAUAAUUUAGUAACAGUAUAGUCAAAACGUUUAAAAUGUGCAAAUGUAGUUUUUCACUACAUUUUUGAUAAGGAUCAGGCAACAAAUGCUAUUGUAUAAUACUUUUAACAUGUUUAUAUCACCAUUGUUGUUGUACAUACAGAACCAAUUAUUUUUCUAAGAUGCGGUUAAACUUGAACACUCCUCUGAGAAAAAAAAAAUGGAAUAGUUUAAAGAUCACAAGGUAUUGCUGUGCUUUAUUUGGAGUACGGUAAUAAAAAACAGUACUUACCUAUCGAAAUUGCAGUGUGUUUUGGAAAUAAUCGUCGGACUAACAAAGCCAAAUCCUCAGACCACCUGAAGGGCGUCAGGCAAACGGACAUGAGGGAUCAACUAAUGGGGAAAUACUAUCAAUGCUGUUCGAAUACUGAGUCUUUGCCAAGUACCUGCUUGGCAUCCAGACUCAAAUUCAAUCAACUCUUUCAGAUUACACAGAUACAUUUAUUGUUUUUCAUUAUCUCAAAGUGCAUGGUGUUAAAAUAGGACUGUAUUGUUUCAAUGUACUGGUUGCAAAGUGAUGUUACCUGUUUGUACAUUUUGCCUUAACCUUAAUAGUAGCAUACAAAAAAAACUACAUUAUAUAGGAUGCUACCUUCCCCUUUUGUUCAGUAUUUGUAAAGGUACUGGCCAUUGCCAGCUAAUGAAGGUUCUUCUGAGACAUUAUAAUGUACAUGUUAUUGAGGAAGGCUUGACCUUUCAGACUCUGGCUUUAUUCAAAUGUACUGUAAGAGGCAAAAUUCUCCUGAAUGCAGGACACUGCCCCUCUUGGUUACUGUUGCUAUAGGUCUUUCAAGCUUUUGCAAUUGACAGGUCAAUAAGGCGUUUUUUUUAACAAUGUCAGUGAGAGGUAUUUGAAGGGAAAUAAUAGCACCUUUCUGUAAUAAAAGAUUUGAAAUAUCAGAGACAAAAAGGCAGAAAAGGACUCUUUCCAUUUAAUACUAUAAUUUGUUGUUGAGUAUUGUUAAUGAAGUGGACAUUUAAAUUGAGGGAAAAGCCUGUUGGUCCCAAUGCAAGCUUAAGGCACCACGCAUCUUGGUAAUUCACGUGAAGGACAUGAAGGGUUGACAACCUUCUCUAAACUAAAAAGUCCAAAACCCUAAUAUUUAACAAAUAAUAAAGGACAAAAAGAAAAAGGCACGCAUCUUCAGACUAAUAUUUGUUAGUUUUGCUAGGUAAAUGACUUUAUGUGUUGAUUAAUUUCUCUCAAUGGAUGAUUGAUUGAAGGCACUUUUUGACAUUCAGAGAAAAAACAUUCUUGCCGGGAACUAACAUGUCUGUAGGCCUACUGUACCUAAAAUGUCAAAUUACAAGCCAUAACUGAUUAGCUUAGUUAAGCAUAAAGAUGGGCAACAGCUGUAAAACCUUUCCUCUGUUAAAAUCCAUGCUGUGAAAAAAUUGACAUUGCAAAGGUUAUAUUUUUUCUGUCUAACCUGUACUAAAACCAAGUGUGAAACAACACAUUCCGGUCUUUAAGCAGAGCUAACUUGUUUCUUAAAAUGACGACUUUAAUAUUUAAUCAAAUAUAAACACUACAUAAAAGUAUUACUAUAUACUAUAAUAUAAUAUUAUGUCAGUUUAGUUUAUGGUAAAUCUAAAUAAAUAUAUUGAAGCAUUUUUUUCACAACAGAGAAGUGUUAUUAUCAUAAUAACUCUCAUUAUAUAAAGUGUUCAUUGUUUUCAGUUUUUUUGCCACCUCACUAAUGCUUUUCAAUAAACGUUUGUAAUGCUCACCAAGGUAGCCAA